Molecule: messenger RNA, 1965 nt
Organism: Phytophthora nicotianae INRA-310
Lineage: Eukaryota; Oomycota; Peronosporomycetes; Peronosporales; Peronosporaceae
Exons: 2
Coding region: 1-1875 (624 amino acids)
Molecular function (GO): protein binding
Source: RefSeq, a predicted model, not a curated record
AUGCCGCAGAAGGAGGAGCUUGUACGGCUGGAGAAGGUUCAUUUCGCAGAGGAUGACGACGACGACGACACGUUUCAGUACGAAGCAGUGGACGAUGGAGCUCUCGAGCUCGAUGACGACGAUAGGGAUGAAGAAGACUUUGCCGCAGUGCUGCGAAACCUCAAUCGUUCUACAAUAGCAUCAGCUCAAGACACGACGGCACCAGUCUCGUUGCCUUCUGCCAACGCCUCCAACGAUGAUAUGAGUGCAGAACGCAGCGUUGCCGGCAGCCCCAAGCAAUCGAUAAUGACGCGCGUCCACACUCAAGUGCGUCCGUCCGUAGUAGACGACUUUAUCCGGAACUUCCUCAUUAAAUUGGGACUCACACGUACAUUGGACAUGUUCAAUCACGAAUGGUACGAGUUUAUCGCCAAGGGUAAACUACGCGAAGACGACGUCGGCGUAGUGCCCGAUAUUUACGUGCGCAACCAGGCGUUAGACGACCAAGUGAAGGAGUUGAGACGCCAGCUAGAAGACACACGAAGGAUCACCGAGAAGGCUAAAGGCACGUGGGAUAAAUUCCGUCACCAGCGUGAUGUCCACAAGAUGCAUCACCAACGAGUAUUGCAGGAGAAAGAAGCACUGUCAGUCAAGAUCCGCAAGCUCGAAAAGCACGUGGCUGCUUAUGAGCCUCUGCUUCAAGAACUUAAAGCCAAGUAUGAGAACUCCAUGAAGGAGAAGAUGCUCAUGCGAAUUGAACGGGAUCGACAAGUAGCGAGAGCAGAGGCGCUUGAAGCGCAGCUUAAAGCUGUUGGAGGAGUGUCGACAGCAACCAAUACGUCAGGAAAAGGCAAAGUCGUGGCUCCAGUCGCACCUCUGAACUCCUCGAAGACCGCUUCCGGUGGGCAAAAGAAAAAGAGUAAGUCCAAGAGCGACGUGCCCGACACAAAGCUGCCCAACCCUGAUGCUGCGAAUCCGUUCGUAGACAAACGCUUCGAGCCUGUGAAUCCUGAACGUGUGGAGCUUGCUCGAAGUUGUCAGGCUCAUGCCAACUCUGUAGCGGCGGUGGCCUUCCAUCCAAAAAAUCCUAUUGUGGCCACAGUUUCCGACGAUGAGACUUGGAAGCUCUGGUCUGCUCCUGCUGGAGAGCUUAUCAUGAGUGGAGAAGGCCAUCGCAGUUGGCUUUCAAGCGUAACUUUCCACCCACGAGGAGCGCACGUGGCCACCUCCUCUGGAGACAACACCGUCAAGCUCUGGGACUUCGUGGGAGCUGCUUGUUCACUGACUUUAGCCGAUCACUCACAUCCAGUCUGGGAGAGCGCAUUCCACCACGACGGUGACUUCCUUGUAAGCGCCUCCAUGGACCACACGUGCAAGCUCUGGGAUCUGCAUUCCGGUCGUUGCCGUCGAACGUUCCGAGGCCACGUUGACUCUGUCAAUAGUGUCUGUUUCCAGCCAUUCUCCACGAAUAUCUGCACGGGUUCUGGGGACAAGACAGUGUCCAUUUGGGAUCUGCGUUCAGGUCUCUGCGUGCAAACCUUCUAUGGUCACCAGAAUGCCUGCAAUAGUGUGGCCUUCGCGCUUGCUGGUGAUACAAUAGCAUCAUGUGAUGCCGAUGGCUUCGUCAAGGUCUGGGACGUGCGUAUGGUGGCCGAACGAAGCUCACUGGAUGGCGGACAACAUCCACUCAACAGCGUGGCAUUCGAUCGCAGCGGUAAGAUCCUCGCAGCAGCCAGUGACGAUGGAUCCAUCAAGCUCUUCAGCAUGAAAACCGAAUCACUCGCGACGGAACUAAAGGGCCACGAGGGCCCAGUCCAGUCCGUCAAGUUCGACCCGAACGGCCGCUUCUUGGCGUCCUCCAGCUCCGACUGCACCUUCCGGCUUUGGUCGACAUAACAAAAGAGUCAUGGAACAAGACAAUGCCUACCUGGCUCUCCUCCAUAGCCUUAAUAAAUCUUGAUCACAGUAGUAUACCACGUCCAUACA